Molecule: messenger RNA, 327 nt
Organism: Pochonia chlamydosporia 170
Lineage: Eukaryota; Fungi; Ascomycota; Sordariomycetes; Hypocreales; Clavicipitaceae
Exons: 1
Coding region: 1-327 (108 amino acids)
Source: RefSeq, a predicted model, not a curated record
AUGGAAUAUUUGGCGCCAGUGCCUCCCAUGACUACCUCACAACCUACAGCUGGCACACCGUGGGGUGGUUUGCCCGUCGAAAUUCAACUAGUGAUCGCAUCUAUGUUCAUUGGCGAUGUGAUUCUUUGCAAGCCGCGAGAGUUUGGAGGCGGGAAUUGCGGUGACGUGCGUCGCAAGUACGCUGGGCUAUCACGGACAUGGCGGGAAGCCGUUGAGAGACACACAUUUGAGACAGUCGAUUUGGCAACGCAGGAGACAAUCGUUUUGGCACGCAGGAGACUGCUCCAUGCGGUAUCCUACUCUCAUACCAACGUCUUCGGCAUUUGA